Hypomesus transpacificus is the source of this 4064-nucleotide messenger RNA. RefSeq lists its product as uncharacterized. The record is from RefSeq and is a predicted model, not a curated record. Bases 426 to 2762 code for a protein of 778 amino acids. The transcript has 11 exons. NCBI's taxonomy places the organism in Eukaryota, Metazoa, Chordata, Actinopteri, Osmeriformes, Osmeridae.
UCCUUUCAGAUCCUCAAAUUGUGGAUAUUGAGUGGACACUAAAAUAUCACCGGCUAUAUUUAUAUUUGUCCUGAUGGAUCUUUCAACCAAUUCAUUGUGUACAUUAUGUUGCUCAACAUGAGUCACACGAACCGUUGACCCAGACGCUACUUUGGGUCAGGAAUCCGAUAUUUGCCGACACUGCUCGAGCUCUUCCGGCGCUGAGCAGAGACCGACAUAUUCUGAGCAUCUUCCAAAUGUUCAGUCAUAGUAGUCAAGUACUGCUCUUGGGGGGGCGAGGUUAAGAGCGAGGGUGUCGACAAGAAAAGAUACAUUCAUCAGUGGAUACGGCAAGAUUUCGUCUGUCAGAAACUCUACAGGGGUUUUGAUUAACGGCGAUACUGGAGGCUUAUUGUCCUGUCAGGGACACAUCAGAUUCAGUCAAGAUGAGGACAGUCUUUGUGGCUGUAUUCAGCGUGCUGCUGGGCACAGCUCUUUCUGCCCCUGUCAAAGUCAAAGAAGAGUUGAAAACCAUGUUCCUAGGGGAGGAUUUCCAGAUCCUACUACCCAGCCUAGCCGCCGAUGUUGUGUUCCUACCCAGGAACACCCCGUCUGGGCCUGAGGUUCCUCUGAUGACGGCUGGCUCCGUGGUCAACCCGCUCGCCAAACUCAACGCCAUCGGCAGGCACCUGAUCGUGUACGACCUCAAGGAGGAGCACGAAGGCUUGUACACGGUGAAGAACAACGAGAAUCCCAACGACAUCGAGCGCAUCACGCUCAUCGUCCGAGACUGUUCCGUGGAGCAGAGUGUGAAGUACGGGGACAACUACCACAUCCAGUUGGCGGGGGUGACCCCCCCCAUCACUCUGGAGUUCAGGCACAUUGCUAUUGAGGCCAACCAGACCAACAGGCCUGCGUUGGUGCUGUUUACCCAGACUGGAGUGUCGAGGGACGGUUACCAGGGCCGUAUCAGUGUCAGCGACAGGAAGGUCACCCUGAACGUGGCGACGGGCUCCGACGAGGGCAGCUACACAGUACGAGACGCUGAAGGGACAAUCAAGAAAAAGGUGUGCCUCAAUGUCAAAGAGUACCAGAACUUCUUCAAACUGCCGUACGCCGGCACUUUGAAGAUCAACCUUAUCCACAACAGCUCCAUGGUGCAGAUCUUCUACACGCCCGACUACGACCUCAAACCACGUCUCAUUGCCGACAAAGGAAAUCUUGUGUUUCCCCGAGACCUGAGUCUGGAGGGUCGUCUGUCCCUGGAGGGCUCUGUGUGCAUUCUGGAGCGACUCACGGGCAGCGAUGCAGGACACUUUCAAGUCUCGGACACAUUAGGUUUCCCGGUGUCCAAUGUCUAUCUUGAGGUGGAAGCCUAUAAGUUGCCUCCAGUGUACGUGGCAAUCAUCUCUCUGGUGGGCCUGUUGGCGUUCCUGCUGCUGGUGUGCCUGCUCUCCUGCCUGUUCAAUGUCAGGAAGAGGGCCAAGAGGGCUGAAGCCCUGGAGAAGAUCGCCCACAGCAAGGUCGACGACGGGGAAGCCUUCAGACAGGUGGUCAAGAACAUCACACAGUUUAAUGAAGACUCCAAGGGCCAUUCUGUAGCCGACAAUACGGAUAAAUCACAGAGCACUGAGGUGGACAUUAAGGGUCUGGAAGUAUCUUCUAAGGAGGUUCUGGACGGGGCCAACCUGGAGACCAGUGACUCGGGGGUUGAGUUCAACACCACCGGGCUUCCUUUAGACACUGACACAGAUGUCCCUGAACAUUUCCUAGACUCUGAGGCUGUGAGCCUCUCUGCUGCCCACGAAACCAAAGCAAGUGCACCCCCUGCUCCGGAGUUCAAGCCCACCCCACUUCCUGAGGUUAAACCUAGCACACCUGCUCCUGUGGUUAAGGCUUCUCCAGUUCCUGAAGCAAAACCUAGCCCACCUCCAGUUAUUAAAUCUAGCCCACUUCCACAGGUCAAAUCUAGUCCACCACCAGAGGUUAAAUCUAGCCCCCCUCCAGUUAUUAAGUCUAGUCCACCAACAGUUAUUAAGUCUGGUCCACCUCCAGUUAUUAAGUCUAGUCCACCUCCAGUUAUUAAGUCUAGUCCACCUCCAGUUAUUAAGUCUAGUCCACCACCAGUUAUUAAGUCUAGUCCACCACCAGUUAUUAAGUCUAGUCCACCUCCAGUUAUUAAGUCUAGUCCACCACCAGUUAUUAAGUCUAGUCCACCACCAGUUAUUAAGUCUAGUCCACCACCAGUUAUUAAGUCUAGUCCACCUCCAGUUAUUAAGUCUAGUCCACCACCAGAGGUGAAUAAAAGCCCUGAGCCAGCUGCUGAAACACAGCUGUUGGUAACCAAACCAGUGGACACCAAGCCCAGUCCAGUCCAGAGCCCAGACCGCAAACUGGUGCCAAGUCCCAUCUCCAAGCCCAAAACACCUGAACCGACCCCGAGCCCAGAGCCUAAAUUAACCACACCCCUGUCCCUUUCACCCAAGACGACUAAACCCCAACCACCUUCACCCAAGCUGGCUGUGACCCCCGACCCACCCAAACCAACCACACCAGAGCCGACUCCAACCACCAACGGUACCCUCGAACCCACACCCGAAUCCAAGCCGGCCACAGACCAAGCCCCCGCCGAUCUGAUUGGAGGUUCAUCUCCCAAAGCCACACCUCCUAAGACCCCGGAAGUGGAAGUGACAGCAGCCAAAGAGCCCCCCCUAGAGGUGAGCUCUGGUAGUCCUGCUCUCCAGGCCAAAGGGGAUGACACCACCGCAGUCACAACCACCUGAGCACCAUCCCUGCACAAGAAACCCCACCGAUGGGUCCCCUCUAUCACCACUGUAGACAAGCAAGCCCCCCCAACUAAAUAAGGAAGUAAUCACUGCUAUGGGGGCGGAAGCUUAGGUUUAAACACGUGCUUGAAAAUACUGUGGCUUGUUACAAAAUCUCACAUGAAACUAACACUCAUUUAUGGAGAUCUGUUCUGUUAAUGGAUACGUUUCACAUGAUUAUAUACAUUCUCUGACUUUUUUUCUAACUUUUUACGCUGCAUACUCCUUUGUAAACUAGAGUAUGACUGCCAUGUCUGCAAACCAGAUCCUUUGCAGAGUUUACAGUUGAAAAAUAUUCACCUAAUUGAAAUGCUUUGCAAUGUGAAAAAAAAAAAUGCAGUUAAUGGUUUACACCUUAUUAGUUAGCCUUGACUUCAUUUGACGAGUGAAGCCAUCUACUAAAUGUUUUUGACCACCUCCAUCUAUGGAGACUUCUGAGAACCAUCUAGAUGCCUGUUCAUCAGCAUGUGGAUUAACCCACCAAAAGCAUGAAGAUUCCAUAUUCUCAAUGCCCCAUUUUUUCAACCACGUUCAAUCAUACCCCUUGGCAUGAUGUUGUCACAGCUGCCAAAGGACUGUGACUUUGUACCAUGGCUGAGCAUCAAGCCUUCAGACUGGACUGGCCGAACGUUACCUAAUCAAGACCAGUAUCCAAUGCUACUUUUCUGCUCUCAUCAACAUCACUUCUAAACAUCUUCCGUAUGGAGCAUGACCAGCUAAACUGACGUACUAAUAUCUUCACUUCUGCCAGAACCAACCUCUUUAAAAAAAAAAUCCUAAUUGACUUUGUUUACAAUCCUUCCAACCUGAGAGAAGUUCAAGUUUGGUCCUGGGAGCUUUUUACUCUUAUUGUCCCAUGGCGCCCAUGACGACACCAGGCACCUCAAUGGACCCCCUUCGGCCCAAUGCAUCAUGGUAAAUGUAGUGAUUUUUAAUAGACGGUCUGCCUAAACCUAUGUGAUAAGGGAUAUGGGCUCAGUUUAGAUACUCAGAUACCCGUCCCCUGCCUGCAUAGUCUUUACUUCUUCUUUAAAAAGGAAUAGGCUGAUCCAUGCAUUUGCGUGCCACUAUCUACACAAAACCAGAUUUAGUAAAUAGACAAAAGUGUUCUUCUCUAAAUUUGUCCUCUGCAGUAAUGCAUGCUCUGCUCUUGUCGUUAUAUUACUACGGAUCAAAACAAACCCCCCAAAGAUAUCUCUUUCUAUCUCUCCCUGUCUCUCUCUCCCUCUCUCUCUCCCUGUCUCUCUCUUUCUGUCUCUC